GGAUCAGACAUCAUUCGAGCACUACGCUUCGUACAGCAAACAACUCAGCUAAAACGCAAACUUAAAUUCAAAAUGUGCCAGAGCCAGAACAUCGUCAACAACAUGAACAUCAAAUCGAACAAGAAAUCCUACAGCGUGAAGAAGCUGCUGCAGAAGAUCUUCAAACAGCAUCAGCAACAGGUCGAGGAGCAGCAGAACAUGCAAAACACACACAAGGCCAACUCAUUGGAAUCGCUGGAGUCCAUUGAGAACAGCCGCAACGCCGAUCUUGAGUCCAUCGCCAACAAAUCCUGCGCCGCCUCGCUGGAAUCCUAUGAGAACGAAGCCAAUGAGCGUCUCUCCGCCUCCUGCGAAAUGGAGGACUACGAGCUCGAGCAAAUGCCAACUGUGCCAGUACACUUUGUGCGCACCGCUCAUGGCACCUUCUUCUGGACCGCCGCCUCCGAUCUGCCCGCCGACAACGAUCUUGUCGAGCCACUGUACUGCAGCACCGCCAAUGAAAUAGCCGUCGCUCAGUUCCAGGAUCGUUGGGUGCAAGCCUAAACAUGCGUUUGGUCAGCCAAACACACACGCAACAAUGUCUUCCAUUUGGGGCCGGUGGUUCCAGCUUCCUGCUUUAAGGCGUCUUCUGUUAAUUUUUUGAAAAAAAUGCAAACAAAAUUAACUGCAAGUCGCUUAACACUCAACUGAGCUUUACAAAAUUGUGAUAAAUUUUAACUCAUAUUUUUACAAAAAUAUAUAUACAAUUUAAAGAAAAAACAA
Molecule: messenger RNA, 762 nt
Organism: Drosophila virilis
Lineage: Eukaryota; Metazoa; Arthropoda; Insecta; Diptera; Drosophilidae
Gene: E(spl)m4-BFM
Product: Enhancer of split m4, Bearded family member
Biological process (GO): Notch signaling pathway; sensory organ development
Source: RefSeq, a predicted model, not a curated record